GGUCGCCCAAGGACGUCCACCACUCGAAACCUGUCUCACUUCGAGCAUGUGGAGAGGAGACGAGGGAGGAGAAGUUCAAGACUUCCGACUGCAACUCCGGACAAUGAUGGAAAUACAGGUGGUGCCCCGAAUGUGAAUGCACAAACCAACUUCGAGGAUGAGACGGAGCCGAUCCAUAAUGAUACAGAUGGUGCACCGAAUGGGAAUGCACAAACCAACUUCGAGAAUGGGACGGAGCCGGUGAUCCAUAAUGAUACAGAUGGUGCCCCGUGGAGGGUUGCUCGGAUUCCCAAUACUAGUUGGAAGAAUUACCCAUGGCUACAUUGUUUGGAAUCCUACGUGCAACGACUAGUUCGUGGUUGGUUCAACCCUAUUCCAGAUGGACACUGUGGAUUUCGAGCUAUAUCACAAGCAGCUACUGGGGACCAAAGGAAUUGGCCACAAAUGAGACGCGCUGUUCUAGAGGAGCUUGAAUCCCGU
Messenger RNA from Linum tenue, 480 nucleotides. The record is from the annotation of a GenBank genome assembly. Lineage: Eukaryota; Viridiplantae; Streptophyta; Magnoliopsida; Malpighiales; Linaceae.